Carlito syrichta (Philippine tarsier) is the source of this 2619-nucleotide messenger RNA. It is a transcript of the gene MAPRE1, whose product is annotated as microtubule associated protein RP/EB family member 1. Gene Ontology annotation, biological process: regulation of microtubule polymerization or depolymerization; spindle assembly; protein localization to microtubule plus-end. The transcript is spliced from 7 exons. NCBI's taxonomy places the organism in Eukaryota, Metazoa, Chordata, Mammalia, Primates, Tarsiidae. Gene Ontology annotation, cellular component: microtubule organizing center; microtubule plus-end; spindle midzone. Gene Ontology annotation, molecular function: microtubule plus-end binding. Bases 145 to 951 code for a protein of 268 amino acids. The record is from RefSeq and is a predicted model, not a curated record.
GCGCCUCUACGUCGGCGCGUAGCAGGGGGGCGUGCGUGUGAGGUCAUCGCGCGGGCGGGCGGGCGGGGUCGGUUGGUUUGAACAAGACGAAGACGGAACCGGUGCCGGUGCGGGCAGUGGACGCGGUUCCGCCGAGAGCCGAAGAUGGCAGUGAACGUAUAUUCAACGUCAGUCACCAGUGAUAACCUAAGUCGACAUGACAUGCUGGCCUGGAUCAAUGAGUCUCUGCAGUUGAACCUAACAAAGAUUGAACAGUUGUGCUCAGGAGCUGCCUAUUGUCAGUUUAUGGACAUGCUGUUCCCUGGCUCCAUUGCCUUGAAGAAAGUGAAAUUCCAAGCUAAGCUAGAACAUGAGUACAUCCAGAACUUCAAGAUACUUCAAGCAGGUUUUAAGAGAAUGGGUGUUGACAAAAUAAUUCCUGUGGAUAAAUUAGUAAAAGGAAAAUUUCAGGACAAUUUUGAAUUUGUUCAGUGGUUCAAGAAGUUUUUUGAUGCAAACUAUGAUGGAAAAGACUAUGACCCUGUGGCUGCCAGACAAGGUCAAGAAACUGCAGUGGCUCCCUCCCUUGUUGCUCCAGCACUGAAUAAACCGAAGAAACCUCUCAGCUCUAGCAGUGCAGCUCCCCAGAGGCCCAUUUCAACACAGAGGACUACUGCAGCUACUAAGGCUGGCCCUGGGGUAGUGCGAAAGAAUCCUGGUGUGGGCAAUGGGGAUGACGAGGCCGCUGAGUUGAUGCAGCAGGUCAGCGUAUUGAAACUUACUGUCGAAGACUUGGAGAAAGAGAGAGAUUUCUACUUUGGAAAGCUAAGGAACAUUGAAUUGAUUUGCCAGGAGAAUGAGGGGGAAAACGACCCUUUAUUGCAGAGGAUUGUAGACAUUCUCUAUGCCACAGACGAAGGCUUUGUGAUACCUGAUGAAGGGGGCCCACAAGAAGAGCAGGAAGAGUAUUAACAGCCCGGAUCAGAAGAGCAACAUCUGAAUUCUUCACUCCAAAUCAUGUGCUUAACUGUAAAAUACUCCCUUUUAUUCUUAGAGGACUCACUGGUUUCUUUUCAUAAGCAAAAAGUACCUCUUCUUAAAGUGCACUUUGCAGAAGUUUCACUACUUUUCUGAUAAGUUUGAAUUAGGAGCUUUUACCUUGUAGCAGAGCAGUAUUAACAUCUAGUUGGUUCACCUGAGAAACAGAGAGGCUCACCGUGGGGCUCACCGUUGUGAAUGCUGGUCACACUGGUCACUGGAGAAGGUGUUAUGAAUAUGCUGAGGUGGUAACCUCAGGAGAGAAGUGUAAAGACUGAAUUGAAUUUUAAGCUAAUGUGAAAUUAGAGAAUGUUGUGAUAAAUAAAUGCCUUAAGAGUAUUUAGAAUACGCUUCCAUAUUUCAAAAUAUAAAAUAUAACAUGAUGGGAGAUUUGACGUGUUUGGCAUUGUGUCUGGGAAGAAAGGACCAGACCUUGGGACCUUUGGAGUCUGCUGUCACAGGCCUUAGGGGCUGCUUGAAUCCUCAUAGGCCUGGGCUUUGGUCCGAGAGGAAUGUUUAAAAAUUGCUCUGUAGAUCCAUUGGUGUCCUUGACCAAUUGCAUCCCUGCUAAAAAGCAAGAGGCAUUGUUGGCUGGAUGAAUAGAGGGUGUGUUUCAGCCCUGAGAGGUUUGGGUUGAAGAGCUUGAUUUUCAUUUAGUGUUUAUCUGACAGCUUUUCCAGUAUCUCCCAAAUUUCCAUGUUUUAUACUCUUUGGAAAACGAGGUGUGCCCGUUUUUCUUUUUUUAAACUAACGACUUUGGGGACUUGCCCGUGUGUCUGGGGUUAGAAUGGGGCUGUGUCCCAUUUUACCGUGUUUUAGAGUUACAUUUAACACGUUUCUCUGCUCCCCUUGCCCACAGGGGAUUCCUCUUUGGCUCUUGCAAGUUUACUGCUUAGAGUGGGAAGUGCAGAGGCAGGCCAUCAUGCUGCAAAUCCUUGGGCCCUCUGGCAGAGGGAGUGAUCAGUGAAGACUUUCCUGACCUUGGCAUCUGCAGGGCUGGGGUGUUCUCGGGAAUCUGCUGUCCACAGCUCUCCAUGUUAUUUGAAUACUUUGCCAGUGCACUAAUCUCUUUGGAGAUGAAAUUCAUUAGUGUGUUACUAAAUGUUAAGUUUCUUUUGCAGAAAAUACAGUACCGUGUCUGAAUUAAUUAUUAAUAUUUAAGAUCUUUCACUCCUUGACUACCCCUCAUUUACUUUGCCUAUAGCCUGUUCAUUUCCUUUGGUGGGUGGGAUUCUGCCAAGUGUAUCUCACCAACCACUGAGAUUGUUCAGCCCUGAUGUAUUUGUAUUGAUUUGUUUUUGGUGGUAGCUUGUCCUAAAAAUGUGUGUAGAAAGCAAGUAUUUUAUGAUAAAAUUGUUGUGUAGUGCAUGCUCAGUGUGGAAUUCAGAGGAAAACCCAGAUUCAGUGAUUAACAAUGCCAAAAAAUGCAAGUAACUAGCCAUUGUUCAAAUGACAGUGGUGCUAUUUCUCUUUUGUGGCCUUUUGGACUUUUGUUGCCCUAAAAUUCCAUUUUAUUGGGAACUCAUUUUCCGCCUGGUCUUUCUUGUCAGGGUUUUUUUCUACUUUAAACAGUUUCUAAAUAAAAUUCUGUAUUUCAAGAGU